Nothoprocta perdicaria is the source of this 1218-nucleotide messenger RNA. RefSeq names its product peptidylprolyl isomerase E (gene PPIE). Bases 16 to 921 code for a protein of 301 amino acids. Gene Ontology annotation, molecular function: RNA binding; peptidyl-prolyl cis-trans isomerase activity. Gene Ontology annotation, biological process: protein folding; protein peptidyl-prolyl isomerization. Lineage: Eukaryota; Metazoa; Chordata; Aves; Tinamiformes; Tinamidae. The record is from RefSeq and is a predicted model, not a curated record. The transcript is spliced from 10 exons. Gene Ontology annotation, cellular component: intracellular membrane-bounded organelle.
CUGCCGGGAGGCAACAUGGCCGCCACCAAGCGGGUGCUCUACGUGGGCGGCCUGGCCGAGGAGGUGGACGAGAAGGUGCUGCACGCGGCCUUCAUCCCCUUCGGCGACAUCACCGACAUCCAGAUCCCGCUCGACUACGAGACCGAGAAGCACCGAGGAUUCGCCUUCAUCGAGUUCGAGCUUGCAGAGGAUGCCGCCGCAGCUAUCGACAACAUGAAUGAAUCUGAGCUCUUUGGCAGGACGAUCCGUGUGAACUUGGCCAAACCCAUGCGGAUUAAAGAAGGGUCAUCAAGGCCUGUCUGGUCGGAUGACGAGUGGCUGAAGAGGUUUUCAGGGAAGACUCUGGAAGAGAACACAGAGGAAGGGGCAGCAGCGGCCCCCAAACCAGAAACGCAGGAGGGUGAACCUCCUGCUAAGAAAGCCCGAGCCAACCCUCGGGUUUACAUGGACAUCAAGAUUGGCAACAAACCCGCCGGGCGGCUCCAGAUCCUCCUGCGCUCUGACGUGGUGCCCAUGACCGUGGAGAAUUUCCGCUGCCUUUGCACCCACGAGAAAGGCUUUGGCUUCAAAGGGAGCAGCUUCCACCGCAUCAUUCCCCAGUUCAUGUGUCAGGCUGGCGACUUCACCAACCACAACGGCACUGGAGGCAAAUCCAUCUACGGGAAGAAGUUUGACGACGAGAACUUCAUUCUGAAGCACACGGGGCCAGGACUGCUGUCCAUGGCCAACUCUGGCGCCAACACUAACGGCUCCCAGUUCUUUAUCACGUGCGACAAAACGGAUUGGCUCGACGGGAAGCACGUGGUGUUCGGCGAGGUGACGGACGGCAUGGACGUGGUGCGGGAGAUCGAGGCUCAGGGCACCAAGGAGGGGAAGCCGAAGCAGAAGGUGAUCAUCUCGGACUGCGGGGAGUGCCCGUGACCUCGGCGCCCGGAGCAGGCGGCCGUCCUGCUCGGGCCUGGAGGGGCUGGAGAACCGGCUGCAUCGGGAGGCCCCUGAGCUGCUCGUUCAGCCCAGAUGCAGUCACGGCCGGGGCACCGCUCGGCUCCGGGCUGCCCGUGGCCACAGGGCGGGCGCCUGUGUCGCGGGCAGAGUGGAAACCGUCUCGGAAAACGCUGUGCCCGAACCCGCGACAGCUCCGGGCUGGGCAGGACCAGUGCUCUGGUGGGUGUCGCAAAGACUUUCUACUUGCUGCAAAUAAAACUAGUUUUAAAAAUA